AUGAAGAGAAAAACCAUUGAUUCGUACUUCCAAAAACAAAAACCUACUCCAGAAAUAAAUGUUGAUAACGUGAACUUUGAUGAUCCUAAUGAAACGACGAACAAUGUGAUUCCAGAUAAUCCAACUCAGAUACCGAAUCAACAACCUAAUAGUAGUGACACUUCUUUUGUGCGUGAUCCAGCAUUGCGUAAGCCAAUCAGUAGUUAUCCCUUGGGGAUACAACGAGAAAUUGUGGGCAAGUUUAUUGAGUUUGGACCUUACCAAACUCGUUUAUCUGAGUAUCCCUUAUCAGGUCCAGAAAGCCAUCCACGUCGAUUUGUAUCUAAUUGGUUUAAGACUUUUACGUGGCUAGAGUAUUCACCAACAACUGAUGCUGCCUAUUGUUUCCCAUGCUUUCUUUUCGAUAAAAAACCAUUGGGGAAAGCUGGUUCAGAUACUUUUACAGUACAAGGAUUUAGAAAUUGGAAGAGAGUUGGUGGAAAAGAUUGUGCAUUUAUUGCAGAUAAUCGUUUAAGACUAUCAGCUUCAAUAAAUGUUGUAAAAUGGCUCACAUUUCAAAAGUGUGCGUUUAGGGGACAUGUUGAGAACGCCGACUCCAAAAACCAAGGAAACUUUCUAGAGAUGUUAAAACUCAUUGCAUCCUAUAACAAGGAUGUACGAGACGUGGUGCUAGCAAAUGCACCACAAAAUGCCAAAUAUAUUGCUCCGUCAAUUCAAAAGCAAAUUUUGCAUGUCUUUGCUAAGAAAGUGCAGAAUGAAAUCCGAAAGGAGAUUGGUGAUUCAAAAUUUUGCAUAAUCAUAGAUGAAUCACGAGAUGUAUCUAAAAGGGAGCAAAUGGCUAUUGUUAUAAGAUUUGUUAAUAAAGAUGGUAUUGUACAAGAGCGAUUUUUGGACUUGGUGCAUGUCAAAGAUACAACUUCUAGAACUCUCAAAGAUGAAAUAACAACAGUUUUAUCUAAUCAUGAGUUGAAUAUUAAAGAUCUUAGAGGUCAGGGAUAUGAUGGAGCUAGCAAUAUGCGUGGGGAGUGGAAUGGUUUACAAGCUUUGUUUAUAGAUGAUUGCCCUUAUGCAUAUUAUGUGCAUUGUCUGGCCCAUCAGUUGCAAUUAUCUCUUAUUGCUGCCGCAAGAGAAGUAUCUGAGGUUCAUGAUUUCUUCAAAGAUUUAAUUUUUAUUGUGAAUGUUGUUAGUUCUUCUUCCAAGCGUCAUGAUGAGUUACAUGAUAGUCAAGUAGCUGAGUUGGAGCACCUGAUUGAAAUUGAGGAGGUUGAUACUGGAAAAGGGAUGAAUCAAAUUGGUACAUUGCAACGUCCUGGAGAUACUAGAUGGAGUUCACAUUUUAAAUCAAUUUGCAGUUUACUAAGAAUGUUCAAUGCGACACGUACAGUACUUGAGAAAAUAGCCAUUGAUCGUCGAGCCACAUAUUCACAACGAGGGGAUGCUAAUUAUGCUCUUAAAAAAUUAUUAGCAUUUGAUUUUGUAUUCAUUUUGCAUAUGAUGCAAGAACUCAUGGCGUUCACAGAUUUACUUUGUCGAGCCUUACAACAAAAAUCACAAGAUAUUUUGCAUGCUAUGGAUUUACUUGUUGAUACAAAAUCCUCAAUUCAAGAUCUCAGAGAUGAAGGUUGGAAAGAUCUUUUGGACAAAAUACUCUCAUUUUGCAACAGACAUGGCACUCUGGUCCCAGAUAUACAAGCUAGUUAUUCUGAUUUAAUACGAUCUCGACGUAACAAAGAUAACAUAUCAGUGGAGCAUCAUUAUAAAAUUGAUGUGUUCACAGCUACUAUGGAUCAGCAAUUGGAGGAACUAAAUAGUCGUUUCAGUGAGAAAACAACAGAGCUUCUUGUCUUAAGUGCAUCUUUGAAUCCUGACAAGGGAUAUAAAAACUUCAAUGUGGAUAACAUUUGCCGUCUUGCAGAAAAGUACUAUCCUGCAGACUUUUCUAAAGAUGAUCAGUUUCAUUUGAGGUACCAACUUCAGUUAUUUUACCGAUGUGUCUCUAAUCAUGAUGAGAUGAAAAAUUUGAGCUCCAUAACUGAUUUAUGUCGAACUUUAGCUGAAAUUGGUAAGUCCAAUGUCUAUCCUUUAGUUGAUAGAUUGAUUCAACUAAUUUUAACUCUUCCUGUUAGUACAGCAACUUCUGAGAGAGCUUUUUCAGCAAUGAAAAUUGUUAAAACUAGCUUGCGAAAUAAGAUGGAGGACGACUUUCUAUCGGAGUACUUGAUUGUCUAUAUAGAGAAGGAUAUUGCUGAGAAAUUUACAAUUGGCUCGAUCAUAGAUGAUUUCAAUUCUAUGAAAACAAGGAGAGUACAAUUUGGAUGA
Beta vulgaris subsp. vulgaris (sugar beet) is the source of this 2319-nucleotide messenger RNA. RefSeq lists its product as uncharacterized. The record is from RefSeq and is a predicted model, not a curated record. Gene Ontology annotation, molecular function: protein dimerization activity. The transcript is spliced from 2 exons. The coding region runs from base 1 to 2319 and encodes 772 amino acids. Lineage: Eukaryota; Viridiplantae; Streptophyta; Magnoliopsida; Caryophyllales; Amaranthaceae.